Molecule: messenger RNA, 984 nt
Organism: Parasteatoda tepidariorum (common house spider)
Lineage: Eukaryota; Metazoa; Arthropoda; Arachnida; Araneae; Theridiidae
Source: RefSeq, a predicted model, not a curated record
AUGGACAACCACUACAGUCAUGUAAGUAUUGAAGUCAUAGAUUUGGCAAAAGACAAUGGUGUAAUUUUGUUGANUCCCCACUGUAGCCACAAGCUACAACCGCUUGACAAAACAGUUUUCGGCCCAUUUAAAAAAUAUUAUAAUGAUGCUUGUCGAGCCUGGUUGUUAAAUAACCCCGGAAAUCGCAUUACUAUCCAUGAAAUUGCAGGUCUUGUUGGGAAGUCAUAUCCCCUUGCAUUCUCUACAAGUAAUAUCCUGUCUGGUUUUUCAUCGACAGGAAUUUUUCCUUUUGAUAAAAAUAUCUAUAAAGAUGAAGAUUUUACUGCCUCUAAUGUUACAGAUGUUCCAAUGGAAAAUGUCAUAGUUGAAGAUCAACCUCGUAUUUUUCAAGAAGGUACUUCUCUAGCUACAUUAGUCCAGCCUAAUGCAGAGGCCUCUCUGGAAAAUCUUGCAAUUCCAGGUCCAUCGAGGGCAUUUGAUAAUUUGUUGGAUGUAGAACAUUCAUUGGAAAACAUUCCAGCACAAAGUGUGUUACAGGAAAAAGGGAAUAAGUCCUCCACAGAAUCUUCAGUUCAAGAAAAUUUUGCAGGACAAGAAAUGACACCAGAGAUGGUAAAGCCUUUUCCUAAGGCUGAUCCAAAAAAGAAAAAAUUAACAAAGCGACAACCUACAAAAUCAGAAGAUCUUACAGAUACACCAGUGAAAAACAGAAUCGAAAAUGCAACAAUUGAAAAAUUAAAAAAGAGAAAAAGACUUAAUGAUAAGAAGCGAGCGAGAAAUAAACAAACAAAAAUUUACAAUCAAUUACAAUACAGCUCAACUGAAGAGGAGGAAGGAUGGAAAGAAUCUUCAAACGAAUCUGACUUUGAGGAUUUGGAACUUGAAGAAGUAGAAGAUUUUAAUAUUGGCAUUGGAGAUUUUGUAUUAGUAACAGUUCAUGGCAAAAAAAAUACAGUUUUAAACACUAUGUUGCUGAAGUUGUAG